AUGGCUGCGACCGAGUCAUCCUAUUCGACACCCAAGUGGUGGAAAGAAGCUGUGGUCUAUCAGAUCUAUCCAGCAAGCUUCCAGUGCCAGCCUGGAGUGACCUCAGGAUGGGGUACCGUAAAGGGUAUUACUUCACGGCUGGACUACCUGAAGUCCCUGGGCAUUGAUGUGGUCUGGUCGUCACCUAUCCUUAAAUCUCCACAAGCAGACAUGGGUUAUGAUAUCGCCGACUACAAACAGCUUGACGAGAGAUAUGGGACACUAGAGGACAUCGACGAGUUGAUUGCCGAGCUUAAGAAGCGCGACAUGAAACUCAUGAUGGACUUGGUGGUGAAUCAUACCAGUAAUGAGCAUCCGUGGUUUCUCGAGAGUUGCGCAAGUAUCGACAGUCCUAAGCGCAGUUGGUACAUAUGGAAGAAGCCAAAGAGCAUCGGCCCUGAUGGCACACCGGAGCCACCAAACAACUGGGCGCAGAUUCUGGGGGAAGCCAAUUCCGCCUGGACGUAUGACGAGAAAACCGGCGAAUUUUAUUUAAGUCUUUUCACGCCGGAGCAGCCAGACUUGAAUUGGGAAAACCCUGACGUGCGGGCGGCCGUUUGGGAUGUAAUGCAUUUUUGGAUGACUCGAGGCGCAUCUGGUUUUCGAAUGGACGUCAUCAAUCUAAUAUCCAAGGCGCCUGGCUUUCCCGACGCGGAUAUAGUAUUGGAUCCCGGACACAGGUACCAACCUGGAUCCAAAUACUUCGUAAAUGGGCCGAGGCUACACGAAUUCCUACGAGAGAUGUACCGGGAGGUGUUAAGUAAGUACGACACGAUUACAGUCGGCGAAAUGCCCGGAGUUAGCGACGAGAAGGAAGUCCUGCGGAGCGUCGGUGCCAAUUCGGAGGAGUUAAGGAUGAUCUUCAUCUUCGAUCUAGUCGACAUCGACAAGCCGAACGUCAGGAUGGCCCUUAAGCCCUGGGACGUCAAAGAGAUGAAGUCGAUUAUCACGAGGUGGCAGCGGGUGAUGAUAGAUAACGACGGCUGGAAUUCAGUGUUUAUUGAAAACCACGACAAUCCUAGAUCAGUCUCGCGGUAUACUGAUGACAGCGACGAGUGGCGAGAAAAAGGGGUUAAGCUUCUUGCUCUAAUGCAGACCACUCUUGGAGGUACGCUUUUUGUCUACCAGGGCGAGGAGAUCGGCAUCCGCAAUGCUCCUACGACUUGGGACAUUUCCGAGUUUAAGGACAUCGAGACCAUAAACUACUGGAAGAAAUGCGAGAAGCUUUAUGCAGGCGACAAGGAGAAACUCGCCUAUGGCCGCAAGGUAAUCGACAUGAAAGCGCGUGACCAUGCUCGAACUCCUAUGCAGUGGACCUCAGGGGAGAACGCAGGAUUCUGCGACCCGGGUACUAAACCGUGGAUGCGAGUCAUGGACGACUACCAAAAAGUAAAUGUCGAAGUUCAAAUCAAAGCAGACGACCCGAAUGAGUUUUCCGUCUGGCAGUUCUGGCAAUGGGCUCUCAAACAGAGAAAAGAUCACGCGGACGCCUUUGUGUACGGAGACUUCCAGGAGCUGUCGCCCGAGCACCCGGAGGUCUUUGCAUAUAUUCGUGCAAAUGGUAAGGGGGAUCGCUGGCUCGUUGUUCUCAACUUUUCUAAGAAAGAGCUCGAGUGGACAUUACCCUCGGAUUUCGAGGUCGAGUCUUGGACUGCCGGCAAUUAUAGGAAAGGGGCUCCGGAGAAACCGAAGCAGUCGGGUGUGCCUUUGAAGCCUUGGGAGGGCGUAUUGGGGAAGCUGAAAUAGCCCCUGAACUACAUAUUAAAGUUAGGGAUAUAAUAGCCCAUAAAGUUAGGCAGGAUCGAUAGGUAGUUAUCUCUGUACUUGUCCAAGUUACGUGUCAAUUCACUCUACAACGUUCCUUCUGUUAUGUGACAACUAAAGCAAACAAGCAGUCACGUUGACUUAUCUUAGGUACCUAGGUACCUAUACAAUAACAGUCACUAACUGGAAGGUUAUGAAUUGAAAAAAUUGCUGUGAGCUUCAACAAGUUUCCGGAAACUUCGAAGUUGGUCGAGUGGUGACGGCUGCUCUUCCCGUAGGUUGACUCCUGGCCCGCAGACGGGAAGGUAGGAGCAGAGCUUAGAUCAGGGUAGACGCAUGUCCCCUUUGCGGAGCGCCUAUCCGAGUCGCAGGCAGGGAGGAGGCCUAUCGAGAACUUCGCGCAGCCGAGGGUUCGAUGCUGACGAGUGUCGAGCCUUUACG
Molecule: messenger RNA, 2244 nt
Organism: Daldinia vernicosa
Lineage: Eukaryota; Fungi; Ascomycota; Sordariomycetes; Xylariales; Hypoxylaceae
Product: glycoside hydrolase family 13 protein
Exons: 4
Coding region: 1-1785 (594 amino acids)
Biological process (GO): oligosaccharide catabolic process
Molecular function (GO): alpha-amylase activity
Source: RefSeq, a predicted model, not a curated record